Messenger RNA from Penicillium antarcticum, 240 nucleotides. RefSeq names its product SET domain protein. NCBI's taxonomy places the organism in Eukaryota, Fungi, Ascomycota, Eurotiomycetes, Eurotiales, Aspergillaceae. Bases 1 to 240 code for a protein of 79 amino acids. The transcript has 2 exons. The record is from RefSeq and is a predicted model, not a curated record.
AUGGUUGAGUUGAGGGAAUACCCAGGGAAGAAUAUUGGCGUUCGUGCGCUAGCUAAUUUCCAACGGGAGGACAUUCUGGACUUCUCUGAUGACGGCCGUGAUCAGUGUUAUCCUCUCACUCAAUUUCCCAACGAGAAUGCAAAUGCUGGUGGUGUUGCAGAGAUUCUUCCUCACUUCAAGGUCAACUGGACUCGGUCUGUCAAUCACUCGUGCCAGCCUUCAUGUUCUCCAAAAUCUUGA